AUGAGCGUUGUUAAUACAAUUCGAAUAUGGGCGUACACUUGUGCGGCCGCUGUAAUUACGGCUUGUUUUCUAACGGCUAUAUUUGUGGCAGCUGGAUGGCAUUACUUCGUCGCAGUUCACUUAGAGAGUCCAAAGGAGAUGUUAGAUCUACAAGGCACUAGAUCGUUAGCAACCGAAAGUAGAUCAAGGAGUAAUACCCACAAGCAGGUGAUUAAACGGCCGGCGUCAGUCUGUUCUGAGACACCCUUUUUGAGAUCGGAGUACCAUGUGGAGGAUGUUAUUCAAUCCGACCACCCAGCCACGAGGUCUGGAAGUACAUUGGCGGAAAAUUCAAGUGUUCAGGGUUGUGAGGUAGAUAUCACACAGAAAGGGAUGCCGAACUCCAUGACUAAUCCGUUCCAAGAUGUUGUGACAGCUGAGGAUGAAAAUUUGGUGCCAGACCUAAAAUAUUAUUAUAAUCAGUACGGAAUCACAGUUGAGGAGCAGCUAGUGAGCACUGAAGAUGGGUUUGUCUUGGACUUGUGGCAUUUCCGGAUAAAGGAUCCAUCAAUUAGGUCGCCGCCUGUAUUGUUAUUGCAUGGAUUAUUACAAAGUUGUGGAUCUUUUGCGUCUGCUGGUCGGAAGUCCCUCGCAUACCACCUAUAUGAAUCAGGAUAUGAUGUUUGGUUGGGUAAUAAUAGAUGUGGAUUUGAUGCAAAAACCCAUCCAGAAAAGUUAGAACCCAAAAAGAAGUGGGACUGGGCUAUGAAUGAAAUGGUGAGGUAUGAUUUAAAGACAUUGAUUGAAGCAGUGCUCAAAAGUACAGGUUAUGAAAAAUUGACGUUAAUUGCACACUCGCAAGGCACAACACAAGGUUUUAGCGGUCUUGUGAACGGAGAGACUAUUUAUCAAGAUACAAGUUUUAGAUUGCUGGACAAGUUGGAAAACUUUGUAGCAUUGGCGCCUGCUGUAUAUCCAGGUCCGCUAUUGGAAGAGAAGUCAUUUUUAAGAUAUAUGGCAAGCACUAUUGAUUCGCCUUGGGUAUUUGGCGUAAACUCGUUUCUCCCGAUUAUGAUGACAGUUAGAUCUUGGACUGUUGGUUACCAAAUAUUUUCAUUUGUCUGUUAUAUAUUUUUCAAUUAUUUAUUUGAUUGGAACGAUAAAUUGUGGGAUAAAUCCUUGAGAAACAGACACUUUUUGUUCUCUCCUAUACACAUAUCUGUGAAUUUAAUGAGGUGGUGGUUGAGUAAAGAUGAAGCCAUACACAGCUUUAAACAUUAUUCUCACGCCAUAUUCCCAGAUAAUACCGUUUGGUUCCCAAUAUCAGAUGACAAAAAUAAUAUCACAAUAGAACCAUACGAACAUAAAUUGUGCUCCAAUCCUUCCAACUUCCCACGUAUUCUAAUGUUCAUUCCAAAGCAAGAUAGAUUGGUUGAUGGUAAUCGUUUAAUAAAUCAUUUUAUCAACUACGAAAACCCUUCUUUGUACAAAAUAUGGCAUAUUGAUGAGUAUUCUCAUUUAGACGUACUAUGGGCCCAUGACGUCAUUGACAGAAUCGGCAGACCAAUGCUACAGAUGCUUAAAACCAACCACUAG
Molecule: messenger RNA, 1575 nt
Organism: Eremothecium cymbalariae DBVPG#7215
Lineage: Eukaryota; Fungi; Ascomycota; Saccharomycetes; Saccharomycetales; Saccharomycetaceae
Exons: 1
Coding region: 1-1575 (524 amino acids)
Biological process (GO): lipid metabolic process
Source: RefSeq, a predicted model, not a curated record